Messenger RNA from Exophiala aquamarina CBS 119918, 1785 nucleotides. RefSeq lists its product as uncharacterized. The transcript has a single exon. NCBI's taxonomy places the organism in Eukaryota, Fungi, Ascomycota, Eurotiomycetes, Chaetothyriales, Herpotrichiellaceae. Gene Ontology annotation, molecular function: alpha-amylase activity. The coding region runs from base 1 to 1785 and encodes 594 amino acids. The record is from RefSeq and is a predicted model, not a curated record. Gene Ontology annotation, biological process: oligosaccharide catabolic process.
AUGUCUGCACCAAAAUGGUGGAAAGAGGCCGUUGGCUAUCAAAUCUGGCCUGCUUCAUAUAAGGAUUCCAACGGUGAUGGCUACGGAGACAUUCCCGGCAUCAUCAGCACGCUCGACUAUGUCAAGUCCCUGGGUGUCGACUUCGUCUGGCUGUCUCCUACCUACGAUUCUCCUCAGCACGACUGGGGCUAUGACAUCAGCAACUACGAAGAUGUCUGGCCCAAAUACGGCACCGUGAAAGACAUGGACGUCUUGAUCGAGGGGUGCCAUUCUCGGGGCAUGAAACUGCUUCUCGACCUCGUAGUCAAUCAUACCAGUGACGAACACGCGUGGUUCCAGGAGAGCAAGCAGUCUCGCACCAACGACAAGGCAGACUGGUACAUCUGGAAGGACCCGAGGAUGAUCAAUGGCGUUCGCCAUGCUCCCACCAAUUGGAAAUCCAAUUUCGGAGGUCCUGCUUGGACAUACGUGCCCGAGAGAGAUCAGUACUACCUGCACAUCUGCCUCCCACAGCAACCUGACUUGAACUGGGAGAAUUCCACCACUCGCGAAGCCAUCUACGAGUCUGCGAUAAGGUUCUGGCUGCGCAAGGGCGUCGACGGCUUUCGCGUGGACAUUGUCAACCACUACUCCAAAGAUCAAUCCUUCCCGGACGCGCCCAUCAAGUUCCCGGAGGAUGAGGUCCAACCCAUGGAUCCGAAAUUCUUUCUCAACGGCCCACGCAUGCACGAAUGGCUUCAAGAACAACGGCGCGAAGCCCUCGACCCCUUUGGCAGCGACGUCGUCCUCAUAGGCGAACUGGCCCUGACGUCAACAGAGGAGACGCUCCGAUACAUCUCCUCUCACAACCGCGAGUUGGACAUGGUCUUCGACUUUGAAUGGCUCAUGUCAGGCGUGGACCCCAACCUUCAGCCUUACGAAGCAGGCCCCCCGGUCCUCUCCGAGGUGAAAGCCGGAUUCGCGAAAGCCCAGGGCUUCAUCACGGACCAAGCCCUCGACAGCUGGACAACCGUCUUCAUGGAGAACCACGACUGCACGCGGUCCGUCUCGAAAUAUGGCGACGACAGCAACCCAGCUUCCUGGUCUCGCAGCGCCAAGUUACUCUCCAUGCUGCUCUGCACCCUCAGCGGCAUGCUCUUCGUCUACCAAGGACAGGAAAUCGGCAUGACCAGCCUGCCCGAAACCUUCUCGCUGGGGGACAUGCGCGACGGGCCGUGGAUCCAAGCCCUCGAGGCUGCGCUCGCCAAACACCCAGGCGACGACGCGUACCGCCGCAAAAUCAUGCGCGGCUUCCGCCUCAUGGGCCGGGACAACAACCGAACGCCCGUCCAGUGGGACGGCUGUUCCGCGGGUGCCGGAUUCACCUCCGCACCAACGCCGUGGAUGCAGCUGAACGACAGCUACAAGACCGUCAACGUGCAGAGCCAGCUCGGCGUGCCCGGCAGCAUUCUCGAGUUCUGGAAGCGCAUGAUCCGCUUGCGGAAGAGCCCCGAGUGGAAGGAUUUGUUUGUGUACGGCGACUUCGAACUGCUGGACCCGACAAACGAGAAGACUUUUACUCUUGUCAAGAGAAGUCCAAGCCAGGACCGAAGUGUGCUUGUUGCGCUGAAUUUUUCGGGCGACGAGCAGCAGCCGGUUUUUGUACCCGAUGGCCUCGAUUUGAAUGGUUGCCGUGUCUUGAUGUCGAACUAUGAUGAUGAUGAUGAUGCUGACUCGAUUGUUCCUAUGAGAGAGACACUCCGGGCAUGGGAAAGCAGGAUAUACAUCAUUGAUAAGGCUGACUAG